AUGCCGAACCAGAACUUGACAAAUCAUUCUGCAUUCUCUCUUGAAUGCUUCAAUCUGGACAUUAAUUUAGAGACAACAAAAACACUGCUCGUCGCGCACAUUUUAACAUCGAUCAUCAACUUUCUUUCAUCUCUUUCGGCUGUGAUUGGUAAUGCAGCCAUAAUUUUCGCGGUAUGGAAGACCCUGGCUCUUCAAACGCCUUCGAACAUUUUUCUCUGUUGUUUGGCGUUCAGUGACUUUACCGUUGGCCUGCUCGCUCAACCUGCUUUUGUCGUCCACAAAAUCGGCGAAAUCUCCAAGAUUUUCAACAUAUACUGCACGACCAGGAUUCUCUUAGAAUCCCUCGGGUUUCUAACGGCUGGAGCUUCGGUUUGUACCAUGACAGGCAUUGCUAUCGAAAGAUAUCUAGCACUCUACCUACAUUUGCGUUACAGGCAAGUGAUUACCACAAAGCGGAUACUUGGUGUUGUUGUGUUGAUUUGGGCCUUUUAUAUUUUGUUUGCCGCGUCUAGGUUCUGGAUUGCAAAUGACACAAUUUUUAACAAUAUCUUUAUUUCAAUAAUACUUGCUAACUUAAUUUUAUCAUUCCUGGCCUACGCUAAGGUUUUUAAGUACGUUAAGCGACACGAGAAUCAGAUAAAAGAGCAAAACACAGGUCGCCCAGAGUUUGGUGCGGUAAAUCACCGUUUACUCAGGAUGAAACGUUACAAGAAGUCUACCCUGACAAUGUUAUACAUCAUUGGAAUCUUCAUUAUCUGCUAUAUACCUUUACUUUGCGUCAGAAUUCUUUACAGGACGGAAGGCUAUACCGCAAAUGUAAAGACAGCUAAUCUUUAUACCACCACAAUCGUGUUCCUGAACAGUUCAUUGAACCCAAUGGUUUAUUGCUGGCGUAUUUCUGAUAUCCGUAGUGCAGUCAAAGAAAUCUGUUUGCGCCAACGUUUUAGAUGGAAAAGUGAAGUUGUCGUUUUAAAAUCAAGCGCAGAAUUUCCUCGAAGGUCUAGAAUUAGCAGUUUAAACAUUACGCGCGCCUCAGUUAGCGUAAUGCCUCAUUUUAAUGGGUGAUAGCAAUAGCUCGGACAAAAAAAAACAUUUCGCUAUGACGGAAGUACGAGACUCAAAAGUAAAAGUAUUCAUUUUGCAAGGCAAAGAGCCCGAGUAGUCUUGAAGUUUUUGAAUUUUAACAAUAAACUAGAGUGACAGAUCUUCCUUGUGUAAUAAAAUUGUGUCCUUGUUUGCGUAAGUUAAUUUAAAAAUUCGACAGUUUGAGAUUCCACUUUAAAAGUAGAUUUCUUUUUUGUUAAAAGUGCUGUGUUUCAAGUAAGAAUCUGGAAUUAGACUGAUAUGUAAAAUUUCGAAAAUGACGCUAAACAUCAAAUGCACUAAACUGCAAUACUUUGAGAGGUCUCUCUAGCUAAAAGCGUCUUGUGACAUUCAUCUAGGAAAGGUGUUAAUUAAUUCUUAUUUUGAUAUUUAUUCUGAAAGUCACCUUGAAUUAGUUGCUGAUGAUUUAAUAUCGGUAUUAUUUAAAGCGGAAUUUUCGUAGGUUGUAUGAGCAAACGCUUAUCGGAUACAUAUAAAAAUACGAAAUAAAACCAAAAAAAAGCAAAACAGAGAUAGCAGUGUCAGAGAAUAAAGUAUAAAAAAGCUCUAGGUCUGAGCUAGGAAAACGUUCAGUUUAUUAAAAUGUAUACCAUAUAUAAAGUGUAAACAUAUGUAGAUUAAUAUAAAUAAUUGAACCUCUCCGCAACCACAGACACUUUUUUGUUCUGGAAGAAAACGAUGUCUCCAAUGUAUCUUAUUCACAAUUUUUCAAACUCGUUAAUUUUACAAGUGAACACAAACGACUUCCGUUUGGCUCCGCCCUUGUACGAGAAGCUGACCGUGUGUGGAUUAUGGCAUAAUUAUAAAAAAGGAUUGCAGGUGACGCCCCCUGUGACGCUCAAUGUUUAGACGCCUUGAGGCAUUUAAAUAUUAUAUUAAUCAGACCACUUUGUUUAACUUAAAACGUCCCAUGGCAAGGUAAGAGAAAAAAAAUAUCGAUGAAAUUUGGAGCUAAACCUUCCGACGGAUUAAGCAGUCACCCCAGUGCAUUUGGGUACUGCCGGCAAGUGGAGGUUCGUCAUAAAUUAGCAUAAUCUUAAGCAGAAACAUCAACUUUAAAAAAAAAACAAACAAACAAUCGUGACUCGCGACGGGAGCGGUAUAACUGGUCCAUAACCACAGUCGUCACCUUUCAUCUUGGACUAUAUUUUCCCUCAUCAUACAUUUUCGAAAUAAAGUCAAACUACUGAAAUAAAUAAAUGGGUCAAACGCGAACUCUCGUCAGGAAAGACAAGGCCGCGGCUAUGAAGGCCCGUUCUGGUCAAAAUUGCAUGAUUAAUUUUUCCCUCUUGAUGAAUUAAUUUGAUGAGUACCUGCUAUUAAUAUUUUGUCUGUUUGUAAUUAUUUUUUCCUAUGCCUGUAAUUAUUUUCGUGUUCUUUUUAACUUUUCCAUGCGUCACAAUUAUUUUUUCCUCACCAGGAAUUAAUUUUUUUAUGUGCCGUCUUUAUUAUUACGCUUCUUUGAAAUUAUUUUUGUCCAUUACACAAAUUAUGUUACGGUUGCCGAUUAGUUUUUUGUCUGCUAUAAUAAUUUUUUUGGGAUAAUUAAUUGAUUUUGUCCUACGCAACUCAUAAUAUAAUGAUAAUUUAAUUUUUUCCAUUCGAGAAUUAUUUUUUUCUUAGUCAUAAUUAUUUUUUUGUAGUUUUGGCAAAUGUCCCAUACGCCUCUGCGGUAAUGCACCGGUUAUUCUUUCAUGUUACGCUUACGCCAAAUAGACCUACUGUUUCAUAUAACAGUAAUAGAAUGUCCAUUCUCCUGUAUACCCAUGUAUACCCUGUAUACCCUGUAUACCCAUGUAUACCCUGUAUACCCAUGUAUACCCUGUAUACCCAUGUAUACCCUGUAUACCUAUGUAUACCCUGUAUACCCUGUAUACCCAUGUAUACCCUGUAUACCCUGUGUACCCUGUAUAUCCCGUAUACUUACGUAUACCCUGUAUACCCUGUAUACCUAUGUAUACCCUGUAUACCCAUGUAUACCCUGUAUACCUAUGUAUACCCUGUAUACCCUGUAUACCUAUGUAUACCCUGUAUACCCUGUAUACCCAUGUAUACCCUGUAUACCCAUGUAUACCCUGUAUACCCAUGUAUACCCUGUAUACCCAUGUAUACCCUGUAUACCCAUGUAUACCCUGUAUACCCUGUAUACCCAUGUAUACCCUGUAUACCCAUGUAUACCCUGUAUACCCAUGUAUACCCUGUAUACCUAUGUAUACCCUGUAUACCCUGUAUACCCAUGUAUACCCUGUAUACCCUGUGUACCCUGUAUAUCCCGUAUACUUACGUAUACCCUGUAUACCCUGUAUACCUAUGUAUACCCUGCAUACCCAUGUAUACCCUGUAUACCUAUGUAUACCCUGUAUACCCUGUAUACCUAUGUAUACCCUGUAUACCCUGUAUACCCAUGUAUACCCUGUAUACCCAUGUAUACCCUGUAUACCCAUGUAUACCCUGUAUACCCAUGUAUACCCUGUAUACCUAUGUAUACCCUGUAUACCCUGUAUACCCAUGUAUACCCUGUGUACCCUGUGUACCCUGUAUACCCCGUAUACUUACGUAUACCCUGUAUACCUAUGUAUACCCUGUAUACCCUGUAUACCCUGUAUACGCAUGUAUACCCUGUAUACCUAUGUAUACCCUGUAUACCCUGUAUACCUAUGUAUACCCUGUAUACCCUGUAUACCCUGUAUACCCAUGUAUACCCUGUAUACCCAUGUAUACCCUGUAUACCUAUGUAUACCCUGUAUACCCUGUAUACCCAUGUAUACCCUGUAUACCUAUGUAUACCCUGUAUACCCUGUAUACCCAUGUAUACCGUGUAUACACUGUAUAUCCAUGUAUACACUGUAUACCCUGUGUGCCCGGUAUACCCUGUCUACCCUUUAGUAAAAAAAUCAUGUUUGAUAUACAAAAUAAAUCUUUUAUGUAAACAAUUUAAUAUUGAGAAUAAAUCAGUUACUUUAAAAAAAAAACCUUUCUGCUUUCCUACAGUUUGUCAGUACAUUUUAAAAACCACCAAGUGAAUCUGAUAAGUGCAAACAAAAAAACUAAACUUCUACUCCACCUAUACAAACGAAAAAAAGUACUCUGAAUUCAUUUAGCAUAUCAGGAAGCCUGAACAUAAACGCAUCGCCUUCAAAUUUAAGAUAGGAAAUCACAAAUCUGAAAGAUUUACAAUCCGCAAAACUCCCGAAGACCUAAGAAUUUGUGAUCACUGCAGUCUAAAUUGUUGAAAGUUAAAUACACCUAUUAUUUCAUUGGUCCUUAAAAAGUCUCUUUUCACUAAAAUGAAUGACGAAAUACGUUAUUUACAAAUUAAAAUACUAAUGAUAAAAUCUGUUUUCUUUUUAAUAUUAAUACUGAUUCGUACAUGCGCAAGCUUACUGCUACCUUCGUCUUCCAAGCAUUUGAGAGACGAAAGAAGAAUAAUGAUAAUAAUAAUCGAUAAAUUAUCCUUUUUGAUCCUCUUGGACAACAUCCGGCUUUUCGCGCCAAAAAAAGAAAAUUGUACUGUCAUUUGUGCGCUGAAGAUGGAAGAUGUUCUUUGCUAUCAAGGGGAAGCGUCAAUGAAUGGAAUAAUGCAACAUGAGGAGCCGCAUAAAGUCCCUUUACUAAUUACGCUGAGUGACGGUUGCUAUGCUCAAUUUCCUGUUAUAAUUUUACCUCCGAUCUCGUGCAGGCUAGCAGGGGUCAGACUGGCUGUCAUCGAUAGGGAUUUUCACAGAGGCGAUGAAACAAUCCUAAAUUUCGCAACUGUCUGGUAAUAUGGUUAAAACAGUAUUAGCCGGGGUAAAUAUAGUCGAGCGCGGUCUAUUCAACUAUUCUCCGGAUCCGAUCAUCCCAAUCAAGCCAUCAUUGUAUGGAGUAUAUGUGAAUUUUUUUUUAGGGUAUCCCGGUCGAGAAUUUCUGUGUUGAUUCAAACUCAUUUCCCUUAGAAGCUUGUUGGUAUUUGAAAGAAAAUUUUAACAGAUCGAACAGGUUAGCAGAGUUCCAAACUGAGAUGGCCAGCCUUCCUUCGUCACAUUGGUUCACUUUCAGAAGCGAGGCCAUUUCAGCCUUAAAUCAGUAGGUUUACCUUGCGACACAUUAAUUCUGUUUUUUUUUAUGACUUGCUUAAUCGUAAGACACCUUGAAGGUAAGGACAAUGUUCGAUCUUUUUCCUUUAAUUUAUUUAUUUCUGCCUCGAAUAUAUCCGCGCCAAAACCUCCUAAAUGCCCGCCAAAUUUAAUGUGGCGCGCUCGGGAGUGAUCGUACAGUGUUUAGGAAGAAACAGGCCCAGCACAACUUCCACUGGAGGCACUUUUGUGUUACUGCAAGAAGUACCCUUAUAAAGAAGUCGAAAAGCUUUUCUAUUAUUAAUUUCGUGCUACAUUUUCUGGAUAAACAAUGGAAUGUGUUGAAAAUUGUAGACAUCCGUGUUUCAUAAUCCACGUACACACUUAGCGGCCAAAUUGCUACAUAUUUUAUCUUUUUACCGCUGUUUUGCUUGUUGCCGAAGUUUAAAUGCUACAUCAUGAUCCAGUGCGAUUUAUUGUUGUCGUUACACGCUCAGAUCUUUAAUUUGUUUGAAUUAAUGAGAAAAUUAUCUUGUAGUCUGUAAUUAUGCGUAGUAUUGCAUUGUUGAAUGCGUUCACUGCCUAUGAAAACAAUCGUUUUCCUAGUAGUAUAUCGGAUAGGCCAACUGACUCCCACUGGUGGCAAAUUGUGCUACAAAACCAUAAAUAAGGGAUAUUCGAAGUAUAAACCUCACAAAAGCUUUUGAUUUUGAUCAACAACGAAAUGAGUGACUAAAACGCGUUAAAAAUAACACAUGCUCGUGUUACAGAGAGGGGGUUGAGUGUUGCUCGUUAUUUGUAAGUCUCUGAAUCUUAGCAGCUUUCUUUUUCUUUUCUAUAAUUUUUACCGGGGAAUCGAAAUGAAUUUUAGUUGAUUGGUUGCGUCCAUCGCGGUUCCCCCCCUAUUUGUUUUUCAAAAAAAAAAAAAAACACCAUUGCAAGAACCUGUACGUUCUCUAUUAUUUUUCAUUAACAGCCAGAGAGCUUUAAUUCACCGAAACUAAAACAGAUUCAUAAAAUGUACAUGGUUCAGGGUAUUCUGUACGUGCCUUUUAUGUUGGGUGUGUCGCCUGAUUAAAAGCGAGCGAUCGGGUGAGUCGCCUUCGCUUAGUGCAAGAAGACUUUGUACAACAUGUAUAUUUAAUGAAUCUUUCUGUAAAGAACGAGGCGGCCUAGAAAGCUUGAAAAAUAGUUUUUGAAACGUCUUGCCAAAUAUGUUUUUAUUUUGUUUGGGGAUUGCUAAAAUUGCGUUUCAACUAGACGCUGUAAAAUUCGCAAUUGAACUUAUUCUUCGGAUUCAAAACAAUGACCAAAGUUCCGUCUGCACGUGCUCUUUUGGGUGAGUCGCCUGAAAAAGCAAGCGAUCGGGUGUGUCGCCUUCGCUUAGUGCAAGAGAACUUGGUUUUUAUUGGUUAUGGCUCGCAAGUCCGUUUUGAACGAAAUAAAUGGUUUCAGUCAUAAUUAAUGAACAUCAUAUAGGUGACCUUACAAGUUUGUAUUAUAAGAAAAAUAUAAGAGCCUUUUUACGCCGCGAACAGGAUGAAAUAGAAAACUUCACCGGCCUUUUCUCCAAAAAAGGGAAUAGUCCCGCUUUAAAUUCUGCUCCCCAGAAAAAGCUACAAUGAAAAUUAUUUAAAUUUAUAGUUUAAAUUCAAUCAAAUUUAUUUAAAUCGCUGCACUUCGUUCAUUUGUGGUAAAUAAAUGCAUAUUGAUUCUGAGGUAUCCCCGGUUAGAUAAUUUGUGCAAAACUCCUCUACACCGCCACAAGUUUUCCGAGUGGUGCGCUGUUUCGGAGUGAUUUUUAUUUCACCAGGUUCUUUUCUUUAGUUGUGUUCGUCUCAUCAGCUCAGCUUUAUUAUUUCUGUAGUGUCUGCUAAAAUGAUCCAUUGAAAGAUAUGUCGAAUAAAGCUUCAGUAGGAGGUCACGAAAGGAGAUUCGCAUUUCACCUCAAGUAUGGUUUCAAGCUGUCAACGGUCUAUGCUUGGCUGAAUUUAAACAAUGGCUUCCUGGUCAGAUGGGGGACAAAUUUUCCCCCAUAUUUCGGUCGCUAAGGCUUGCGGCUCGCCAUGAAAAGACAGAUCAAAUCCCCGAAUGUUGUUCGACGUUGAAAGUCCAGUGUUGCUUGUUAGCAAAGUAUAUAAAUGUGAGCAUGGUCAUGAUAUACCCGCAAGCUAUUUCCACGACACCUCAGAGGAUUAUACGUGCGUGCCAUUUGUUCUCACACACCGAUCUGGUAUGACUAUGCGGCUGGCAGAUGAAAUUGAAGAUUUAUUAGAUAGAGGAUUGGCAAUAUCGGCUGUUAAAGAGCUCAUAAAAGAAAGGUACAAAAGAACAUUAAGAAACAGGUUGCUCCGAUUUCUAAAUGACGCGCACCAAGCGAAAGAAUUGGGGUUCACACAGUCAGCUGAGGAGUUAAAUUUUGACGUUCCUGGGAACCUUUUUCCCUGCCCAGGUGACAACUUGAUAAGAAGCGUUUAUCCAAUCGGGAACGUUUUCAGGUCCGCUAGGCGAUCUUAUACCUCUAGCAAUCGCAAACGUUAUUCAAAUACCUUUAUUUGUCUUAAAUCCAAGUUUUUUGACUCCUUUUGUGAUGAUUUCUCCUGAAGGGAUGGUGCCAGCCUCAGACGUCGUCUACCUCGCGUAUAAUGCAAGUGGUCCAGGACACUAUGAUGCGCUAAUUAUCUCCCAACGUGAUCAGCAGGAGCGAUUCACUUCUGAAACAAACAGCAAUCUCGAUGCUCUCGAGAGUCAGUCCACGCUUUCCACGGAGAAAGUGCCAAUCUCAACUCCAAGAAAACCAUGUCGAUGCGGAGAAAAAAAUAAAUACAAAUCAAAAGCAAAAGCGUCAAGGAGCUACAAAGGCAGGUGCAAGUGCAUCAACGAAUACGGUACCUGUAGGAGCGCAUGCAGUUGUUGUGGAUGGUGCCAAGGCAAACAAUGUGGGGGAAACCAAAGGCUUCCUCGAGACAAAAAAUGUAGAACACCGAGAAAGCGAAGUAAAAAAUACAGGCAUACCGUGAAAGCGAAACGAUCAAGACUUUCACUGGAAGAAAAUGACGAAAAAAUCAAAGAUCCUGGAUUGAAUGAGCUCGAGUUCUUUGUCAUGCAUGCUAUUAUCCAGCAUGUCAACUCAAAGAAUGAUGUCAAAAAUGACAACAGUCAUUUUUGUGACAUGUUUAGCAAAAUAGUCAAAGUCGUAAAUAGUUUCGCUUUUCUAAUGGUUCUUCCCAUAUUUCACCAUUCCUUACAGGUGCUUUACGAUGAAAAAAGAAAGUAUGAUAAGCUAAGGAAACGUUAGAUCCUAUAUAGUAUGAGGCUCUGUACCGUGCAUGGACGUAAUAGUAAGAGAACACCAUAUGAUCGAUAAUGAGAACCGUAUAAUUUUAUGCAAAGAAUAUCAAUAUAGUGUGCUUACUCUCACCAGAUCUAUAUGAGAUUCCAAAGAGAUUCUUAUCUCAUAGUUGUUAAAUUCGCUGUAAAGUUUUAUUUAUCUUUUGAACGCGAACCUGGGAAAUGUUACGUUGUAAUAUUUGUAUAAGUUAUAGUGUUCACACCUUUCUUGUAACUAAACCAAUACCUCCCUUUGCAGAGUACUAUACUGUUUUGAGGUCUAUGUAAGUUAUGUAUGUUUUAUGUAAUUUGUAUCCUUCAAAGUCAAACCCUGUUUCCUCUUUUGAUGUCCAAACCACCCCUGCGGAGAAAUUUUAAGAGUUAUAAGAAGUUGAUAUUAUGCAGUAAACAUCUAAAGUCGGUGGCCUUGGUAAAUCACAAUAAAUUGAGCGAUGAAGUUAUUGUGUAUUACCUAAUUGUUUAUCAGUUUAGCCUACUUCGGAAUUUACAUUGCCUUAGCCAAUAAUGUAACGCCGGACCAAAUAAUGAGUAAUUAAAAUAAUAAGUAAUUAAAAGUUUCAUCUGAUGAGGAUAAAGGCUGUCCUUAAUCAAAAAUGCGAAAACUGUGUACUUAGCAAUGGUUGAAUGAGCUCAUUCAGGCAAUUUCUUUCGGACUCAAAGGGGAGUUAGGCAAGCCUGUCCCCUUUCCCCAUAUUUGUUUAUUCUUGCUGCGGAGAUCUUGGCCAAGACCGUCCCAAACAACAAGGGCAUAACAGGUUUUUCUCUGGGUAAUGGCGAAGUUAAGAUAAGCCAACACGCUGAUGAUACCACUCUUGUCUUAGACGAUUGAGAGAAAUCCCUUAUACCAGCAAUACAAAGUUAAGAUGAUUUUUGUCAGAUCUCCGGCCUCAAGUUAAACGAUAGCACAACGGAAGCCCUUUGGAUCGGUUCUAAGACAGCACAUGAACAAAUCCUUGUUUCAGGAAAGAAGUUUAAAUGGCCAAAAUAUAAAGUCAAACACUUGGUCUGUGGCUGUCAACAGCUGUCAACCGAUCCGGACAUGGCUUUGACGUUGAAUUACAACGAAAAAACUGAAAACAUUAGGAAGCUUUUGAGUUGCUGGAAAUAUUGCAGGCUCGCGUUGUUAGGGAAAAUUACUGUCCUUAACUCACUGACCGCAUCACAACUGGUAUACUUGCUCUUCCCUUUUACGCUCAAAUCAUUACGCUACAAAGGAAAUAAAUGACAUGUUUUACCAUUUUCUAUAGAAUGGUGAAGGUGACAAAAUCAAGAGAAAAGUUAUGAUCAAUGAACCUGAGUAUGGAGGUCUGAAGAUGAUUGACCUUUAUCCUUUCAACAAAUGUCUUAAAACAACAUGGGUUAAAAAGUACUUGGACGCUACUUAAAACGGAAAAUGGAACGUUAUCUUUGAUCUAUAACUGGAGAACUACGGCCGCGAUCUCAUUUUCCGUGGUAAUCUCAACCGUUGAGACUCAACGUCUCUGACACUAUGAAAGAGAUUAGGGCAACGGACCCCGUAACUAAAGAAAAAUUGGAAUAUUGGAAAGAAAUAAACUUUGUGGAUAAAGUAAGUUCUGAUAUCGCUUGUCAAGAACAGGUUCUGUGGUUCAACUCUUUGAUAAGGAUAGAUAAUGAAAAAUUUCUUUUUUAAAGAGUGGUUUGAAAUAAGUAUCUCCAAAGUUAAACACGUCCAAACGGGAAACGAUAAUUUUCUGACUCUCAAAGAUUUUGCCUCCAAACAUGAUUUAAGAGUACGCCCGCUCAGUUUUUACGGUUUACUAUCAGCUGUUCAACGAAUUCGCAAAAAUGUUACCGAUACUGCUGAGACAAAAGACUAUAACUUUGAAACACUGAGUGAAAACUGAAUUGUUAAAAGAGAAAAGCUAGGUCCAUUAAUUUACCAAAAGCUGACCAGAGCCAAUAGUUUAACCGCACGUAAAAGCCAACUAAAAUGACUUCAAGACUGUAACUACUCAGACGAAGAAGGAACUUUUAACUAAGAACUUGCCUAUUUUAUGGCGCAAAGUACGGUGCACAAAAAGCACCAAACUGAGUUCCAAUUUAUACUAUCACAUAGGCGCAUACCAACCAAUGAUUUCUGACUUAAAAUAGGACGAAAAGAAAAUGACAUAUAUGCCUUUUGCAACAAUUCCUCAGACACGCUAAUUCAUCUUUUUUGGUCUCGCCAUGUUACAUGAGUAUACAGGGUAUAAAGGGUAUACAUGGGUAUACAGGGUAUACAUGAGUAUACAGGGUAUACAACAACAACAACAACAACAAGUUUAUUCAGUAUUACCAUUUUGUACAGGUGUUACCGAUUAAAAUAACAAUAAUAAACAGCUAAGUUUAAGGAAAUACAGGUAUGAUGGAAUAGUAGAGUUAACUAUGUUUCUUUCGUCUUUCAAAUGCUUGAAAGAUGAAAUUAGCAGCUAGCCUGCUGAUAUGUGAAUCAGUAUUGUUAAAAAGAAAACAGACUUUAUCAUGGAUAUUGUAGUGCGUAAAUAAUGUAUUUCGGUCGUUGAUUUUAAUAAAAAGAGUCUUUCUCAAAUCAUUGUAUUGAUCACAGUGAAAUAAUAUGUGCAGUUCAUUUUCAACCGAAUUUUGGCUGCAAUGAUCACAGAUUCUAAGGUCUUCAGGAGUUUUGGGGAUUGUAAAUCUUCCAGUUUCUAUUUUUAAAUUAUGAUUUCCUAUCCUAAAUUUGGAAGCUACACGCCUAUGUUCAGGAUUCCGGAUAUGAUUGAUGAAUUCAGAGUGAUUUGUUUCAUUUUUAAAGAUGGAGUAGAAUUUUAGUUUUUUAUUUGUUCUGAUCAAAUUUAGCUGGUGGUUUUUCAGAUGUUUUGACAAAGUAUUCUCAGCUUUGGAUAGGAAAGUAGAAGGGUUUUUAAAGUUAACUGACUGUUUGUGAAUAUUAAGUUGUGUACUCAAAAGAUUUAUUUUAUUUAUUAGACCUGAUUUAUUUUCUUCGGCCAUUUUAUCCGAUAUGUUUAAGCAGAGUUUAGCGAUGCUGUCAGGGGGUUGAUUUUCAAGGUGAAUCCAAAAUUUGAAAAUGUUCAUUGUUAUUUGUAAAUUUAGAGAUAAUCUACCAAGCUCAUUUCUCGAUGCAACAUUCGGUGAACGUUUGUUUAAACCUAAACACAUCUUACAAAAAUGUAUAUGCGUUUUCUCAAUCAAGUCUUUAUCCCAGCGGCUAUAAUCACUUUUAUCAUAGAUUCCCCAAACUUCAGAGCAAUACGUUAAAAUUGGGAAAAAUAGUGUAUUGAACAGUUUGUUGAUGAUGUGAAUUGGUAAUUUUAGAAAAUCUAGAUAACGACGAGCGGCAAAAAGGAUCUCUUUUUUUUUCUGUUAAGUUUUCCUUGUGAUUUGUAAAAUUUCCAUUGGCUGAAAAUUUCACUCCAAGAUAGGUAUAGUUAUUGACGAUUUCAAUGUUUUCAUUGUUAACCAUAAAAUUGUGUUUAUCUAUUGCUGAUUUUCUACUUUUCUUUUGAAAUACAAUAACUUUGGUUUUAGUUGGAUUAAUCUUAAGAAGCCAAUCCUGACAAUAUUUUGAUAGUCUGUCAAGACUUUGUUGCAAACCUUCUGCCGAGGUAGAUAUUAGAAGUAAGUCAUCGGCAUAAAGUAGACAGUUGAAGUGAGAACCAUCUGGUAGUAAGAUAGAAUCUUUAGCAUUGUUAUUUAGAAUGAGGGGUAGUUCGUUUAGAUAAAGGUUAAAUAGAAGCGGCGACAGAAUACAGCCUUGUCGUACACCUUUAUCAUAGUUGAAAAAUUCUGAUCGAGUAUAAUUGUCUUUCACACAACAUAUUGAAUUUGAAUACAUGCUGGAAAUUAUUUUGUAAAAGGAGCCACCUAUGUUAUAUUUCAACAGUUUGUAUAGUAAACCUUGGUGCCAAAUUGAGUCAAAUGCCUUUUUAAAAUCAACAAAACAAGUAUAAAGUUUACCUCUGGGGGAGUGGGUAACAUGUUGGUCUAUUAAUGUUCUUAAACUAAAGAUAUGUUCAGACGCACGAUGUCCGGGCACAAAGCCAAUUUGGGAGCGAUGAAGUAUUUUAUUAUUGUUUGAAAAGUUUAAUAAUCUCGUAUUUAAAAUAGAACAAAAGACUUUGCCAAGACAACUAUUAAUGCAAAUACCUCUGUAAUUUGAAGGGUCAUCUUUGUUUCCAGAUUUAUGUAAGGCAGUGAUUAUUCCAUUACUCCAUGAUGUAGGAAAUGUUCCAGAUUGUAGAAUCAGAUUAAAAAGUUUCUCAAGUGGAUAUUUUAUAAAGCUUGAGCUUGUUUUAAUCAUUUCAUUGCGUAUUCCAUCAAGUCCAGCGGCCUUCUUGUUUUUUAGUUUUUUAAUUGCUUUAUCAAUCUCUUCAAUGGAUAUUGGGUUGUCUAAUUCCGAUUGUAAAUGGUUGCUGUCCUCCAAACGCUUUUUAUCGUUUAACAUGUGUAUUUGAAAUGCCGAUAAUGUAUUAGGAUCAGGUGCUGAGUGUAGCAUUUUAAAAUGAUCAUAAAGUUUAUUGGUCGGGUUUUCGUUAUUAUUAUAAGACAAGAUGUUUUCGUUCAUUGACUUUAGGGUAUCCCAAAAUUUGCGGUUAUUUUCGUUACUAAUCAGCUCAUUUAUUUGUAUACAGGGUAUACAAGGUAUACAGGGUAUACAGGGUAUACUGGGAGUACAUGGGUAUACAUGGGUAUACAGGGUAUACAGGAUAUACAAGGUAUACAAGGUAUACAUGGGUAUACACGGUAUACAUGGGUAUACAGGGUAUACUGGGAGUACAUGGGUAUACAGGGGUAUACAGGGUAUACAGGGUAUACAAGGUAUACAAGGUAUACAGGGUAUACAGGGUAUACAUGGGUAUACAGGGUAUACAGGGUAUACAAGGUAUACAGGGUAUACAUGGGUAUACAGGGUAUACAGGGUAUACAUGGGUAUACAGGGGUGUACAGGGUAUACAGGGUAUACAAGGUGUACAUGGGUAUGCAGGGUAUACAGGGUAUACAGGGUAUACAAGGUAUACAUGGGUAUACAGGGUAUACAAGGUAUACAUGAGUAUACAGGGUAUACAUGAGUAUACAAGGUAUACAUGGGUAUACAGGGUAUACAUGGGUAUACAGGGGUAUACAGGGUAUACAGGGUAUACAGGGUAUACAGGGUAUACAAGGUGUACAUGGGUAUACAGGGUAUACAGGGUAUACAGGGUAUACAAGGUAUACAUGGGUAUACAGGGUAUACAAGGUAUACAUGAGUAUACAGGGUAUACAUGAGUAUACAAGGUAUGCAUGGGUAUACAGGGUAUACAGGGUAUACAAGGUAUACAAGGUAUACAUGGGUAUACAGGGUAUACAUGGGUAUACAGGGUAUACUGGGAGUACAUGGGUAUACAUGGGUAUACAGGGGUAUACAGGGUAUACAGGGUAUACAGGGUAUACAAGGUGUACAUGGGUAUACAGGGUAUACAGGGUAUACAGGGUAUACAAGGUGUACAUUGGUAUGCAGGGUAUACAGGGUAUACAGGGUAUACAAGGUAUACAUGGGUAUACAGGGUAUACAAGGUAUACAUGAGUAUACAGGGUAUACAUGAGUAUACAAGGUAUACAUGGGUAUACAGGGUAUACAAGGUAUACAAGGUAUACAUGGGUAUACAGGGUAUACUGGGAGUACAUGGGUAUACAGGGGUAUACAGGGAAUACAGGGUAUACAGGGUAUACAAGGUAUACAAGGUAUACAAGGUAUACAGUGUAUACAGGGUAUACAUGGGUAUAGAGGGUAUACAUAAGUAUACAGGGUAUACAUGGGUAUACAGGGGUAUACAGGGUAUACAGGGUAUACAUGGGUAUACAGGGUAUACAGGGUAUACAGGGUAUACUAGGAGUACAUGGGUAUACAUGGGUAUACAAGGUAUACACGGUAUACAUGGGUAUACAGGGUAUACAUGGGUAUACAGGGUAUACAGGGUAUACAGGGUAUACUGGGAGUACAUGGGUAUACAUGGGUAUACAGGGUAUACAGGGUAUACUGGGAGUACAUGGGUAUACAUGGGUAUACAGGGUAUACAGGGUAUACAAGGUAUACAAGGUAUACAUGGGUAUACAGGGUAUACAGGGUAUACAUGGGUAUACAGGAGAAUGGACAUUCUAUUACUGUUAUAUGAAACAGUAGGUCUAUUUGGCGUAAGCGUAACAUGAAAGAAUAACCGGUGCAUUACCGCAGAGGCGUAUGGGACAUUUGCCAAAACUACAAAAAAAUAAUUAUGACUAAGAAAAAAAUAAUUCUCGAAUGGAAAAAAUUAAAUAUCAUUAUAUUAUGAGUUGCGUAGGACAAAAUCAAUUAAUUAUCCAAAAAAAAUUAUUAUAGCAGACAAAAAACUAAUCGGCAACCGUAACAUAAUUUGUGUAAUGGACAAAAAUAAUUUCAAAGAAGCGUAAUAAUAAAGACGGCACAUAAAAAAAUUAAUUCCUGGUGAGGAAAAAAUAAUUGUGACGCAUGGAAAAGUUAAAAAGAACACGAAAAUAAUUACAGGCAUAGGAAAAAAUAAUUACAAACAGACAAAAUAUUAAUAGCAGGUACUCAUCAAAUUAAUUCAUCAAGAGGGAAAAAUUAAUCAUGCAAUUUUGACCAGAACGGGCCUUCAUACGCGGCCGCUUUCCCUGAAUAGUGGUUAAUUUGCAAUUUUUUUCUACAGUUAUCAGUGUGGACAUUAAUUACUGAACAGCGCUCUUAAACUUACCAUCCUAGGCGUUUUUUUUUUUCGAGGAAGCGCAAAUGUCGGUGGGCUUCUAAAACUAAAAAGGAAUGAAUGGCCGCCUAAUUAGUUAUGUUCACAGCUCCUUUCUAAUAUAUAUGUUGUAGUUAAUUUUUGUAAUUUUUAUUUUUCCUUUUUUUCAACUUCGUUAGCAUACAUUAUCAUACCCAAAAACAAAAGAAAAACAAAAAUUGCCUGAGAUUUAAAAAAUUAACUACAACAUAUAUCCAUUGAAUACAUUAGAUUGUGAGAAGAGAGAGCACAAUGCGCGGAUGACAGUGAUCGAGGGGCCUAAAAAAUUAGCGAGUUCACGCAACAGGAGAUCAGAAAGCCGAAGAGAGCGGUAAAACGCUUUUUUGUGACAAACGUGACUGGGCUAUUACAACAGGUGCUUUAUUAACUGCGUGUUUUGUCGUGAUCUUCACUUAAUUGGAAUAUUACUGUGUUCAGGUCUUUUCGAAAAACAUCUGUUUAAAGGAAGAGGAAGUUUGGCGCAAAAUUUUUUCAGAACAUAUAGUUAUUGUUGCUGUCAUCUUACGCUACGAUGUUUUUACAACUGUGGUCGAAGAAAUAAAGUUGCGCUCUCUUGAAAACUGCCUUGAGUUUUGUCGAAAAGAUUGUCGCGAGCGAAGUGUUAGCGAGCUGCUUGUGUCGUCACUGUUACUACAUCUACAGCUAAUAAUGUUAUUUAUCAUUAAGUCAUUUUCUCCUAACGUAAACGAGAGAGGGGGAUAAGGCAAAAGCUAGUGUCUUUUGUCUUUUUAUACUAAUUUUGUUUUCGUUUUUAGCCAAAACCCGUUGGUGCUUUUUGAUCCCGUCUCUUUUUUGGAUAAACUCAAAGGUCUUUUGCGGAAGAGAAACUUCCCCUCAUCUCCAAAGUUUCUCUAGCCUGUUCCCAAAGGUUGCUUUCUUUUUCAAGAUCUACGAGCUCGCUGUUUUUAUUUUCAUUCGCGCGCUCGAUGAUCUCGAGGAUCUGUGAACUGGCUACUUUCCGGCUUGCAAAUUAAAUGAAGGGUUGUUUUCCUCCACAAAAGGUGCGACCAUGUGGAUAAGAAGUGGAUUGAUCGGGGGUUCAUUGAGCUCCGAAGGGAACCCCCGAUACUUUCCACUUUUACGUGUUCUAUUCAUACAUAUACAUUAUACUGACGAAGCCUAUACGCCAGGUGCAUUGUGUUUAUUAAGUCUAAUGGUUCUUCAAUAUUAUUUUAAAGUUCGCGGCACCAACUAAUAACAUGCUUCUCAAGUGAGUGGUUUUGAAAAGCGUAUUGUUAUUUAUACCUGUGCUUAAAACAAUAGCUCGCUCGCCUUAAGUACGAUAAGUUUUAAAAAGUUUAAACGUAUUCUGCUUAUAAGGAAAGAAAUUCUGUCGGUGGAUUUUGUUACUGGCUUCCAAAAAUCAUGCAUAAAGUCAGCUUCUAUACAAAAAAUUCCCUCUCAGUUUAGCAAUUUUCAAAUGCAGAGAAACAGUCCUUCUGCUAAGUAAAAUGCAAAUCUUUUGUGCUUAAAUCGUACAUAAAUCAUUCAUUUUCAACAUUUCAUCAGUGAAUUUGUCAGUUUGGAGCUAACGAAGUCGCACGAAUGAGAUUUAUCAACGCUGGUGGUUGAAAAGAGGCGCUUUCUUCUCUUAUUCGGAGCUUAUUCAAAGCGCUGGUGCAUUUGAAUUUGCCGCUUCGGCGGUCAUAAAAAACUCUGACGAUAUCCACUCAUUCUGCCGUGCGCGAUGCAUUUGUUUCUGCAGGCCACAGUGGAUACAUCGAAUGAUUAUGAGAAUGAGUCAAAAGGGAUGUCGGAUUCACUUUCAAACACUAACUCUAAAUCAUCAGCAAUAAACUCCUUGCUGGUUUGGAAGUUUUAAAUACUCGGAUCGUCCACGUCAGUAAAGUACUCGUUUUUCCCCUCAACUUCUUUUGAUUUUUUGAACGUUUUCUUAUCCUCAAAUAGUGGAUACCUCUUGGCGAGUAGAAGCGGAGCUUCUCUGGCCAUUUCGUGAACCAGCGUAACUUUCGUUUUCAUUCUCAUCAAUACCACAAUCUUUGAAUUGCGUCGUUUCUCUUCGUUAAAAAGAAGUCCUCUUUCUCUCGUGGCCCUAUCAGACGACUGAGCUUUUUGUGAUCAAUUAAGGUGGCUCGACCCAGUAUUUCUGUAGGUACACCUUCCAUCGUUGAAUCUCUUUGACUUAAACAAAUAUAUCUUUAUUGUAAAGCCGUUAUAACACAUGUACAGUAAUAGCCCGCGUAUAAGAACCUGAAUUUUUCAAUUUAGCCUAAAUAGGUUCUUAUAUAAAUGGUACUUAAAGCAAAUUUAGGCUACCGAGGUUCUUAAAAUAGGUUCUUAUAUUUUCAUAUGAAUUUCAUCUGUAUAUACUAUAUAUAUUGUAAAUAUCAUCUCAUAAUACAUUAUAAAUCAUUUAUUUGUACCAUAGAGCAAUGCCUAUAGGCGGUUCAGUGCAGGUACAGCAUAUGUCCUUAACAAAACAUAACAAAGAAACUCAUGUUGAUACCAAAUUCAUAACAAGCUCAAGCAAUGAGGAGAAGUGAAAAACGAAAUAGAUGAUGAUCUUAAUUCAGUAGUUUCUACCUAUACACUUUUACAGCAACCCCACUGAUAAGAACCUAACUUAAAUUUUUAGCCUAAAUAGGUUCUUAUGUGGAGGGGGCUUACAAUGAAAAUUUUAGCCUAACAGGUUCUUAAAACCCAGGUUCUUAUACGCGGGCUAUUACUGUAUUACACAUAGACUAAACUUUAUUAUGACUUUAUUAUUAUUUGUCCGUACAGAGGUCCGACGACUAUGCCAUGCUGAUGACUGAUGAGCCCCAAUUUGAGGGCGAAACAGCUGUCCAUGGCUGCCACUGCCCGGGUGUUAUGGCUGUACGCAUGCGGGAGGUACUGGCCAGGCCGUACGUAUCGUACUAUAGGUCAAUGGUAGCAACAAUUAUAUGCUACUGAACAAUCUUUUGCUAUUCCUCCGAAUACAAACCGACAAUAUGGUUAAAACAUUUAAUUUCUUUUAUCCACCUUCUCUACGCUGCUUUGUCCUUGGUGGCAAAUUACAUGAUCACUGUGAAUAAUUAGGAAAUUCAUUUUUCCCAUACAAUAGCUGCAUCAAGAGAAUACCGACGAAACCCGCAGGCUAAGAUCCUUGAAACUGAAAGUAAGUCACGCUCUAGUUGCUGAAAACAACUAUCGAAGCAACACCUGUCCUAUCCCGGACUUGGCAAGACUUUCCUUGAGAAGAAAGAAGCUGUUCAAAAAACACAAGGCACGGAACUGGCAGAGAUAUAUAAAAGAAUCCAUUGGAGUUCUCUUCCGUUCGUCGUUUCUUGGUAGACGACUUUUUAAAUGCCGAACCAGAACUUGACAAAUCAUCCUGCAUUCUCUCUUGAAUGCUUCAAUCUGGACAUUAAUUUAGAGACAACAAAAACACUGCUCGUCGCGCACAUUUUAACAUCGAUCAUCAACUUUCUUUCAUCUCUUUCGGCUGUGAUUGGUAAUGCAGCCAUAAUUUUCGCGGUAUGGAAGACCCUGGCUCUUCAAACGCCUUCGAACAUUUUUCUCUGUUGUUUGGCGUUCAGUGACUUUACCGUUGGCCUGCUCGCUCAACCUGCUUUUGUCGUCCACAAAAUCGGCGAAAUCUUCAAGAUUUUCAACAUAUACUGCACGACCAGGAUUCUCUUAGAAUCCCUCGGGUUUCUAACGGCUGGAGCUUCGGUUUGUACUAUGACAGGCAUUGCUAUCGAAAGAUAUCUAGCACUCUACCUACAUUUGCGUUACAGGCAAGUGAUUACCACAAAGCGGAUACUUGGUGUUGUUGUGUUGAUUUGGGCCUUUUAUAUUUUGUUUGCCGCGUCUAGGUUCUGGAUAGCAAAUGACAGCAUUUUUAACAAUAUCUUUAUUUCACUAAUACUUGCUAACUUAGUUUUAUCAUUCCUGGCCUACGCUAAGGUUUUUAAGUACGUUAAGCGACACGAGAAUCAGAUAAAAGAGCAAAACACAGGUCGCCCAGAGUUUGGUGCGGUAAAUCACCGUUUACUCAGGAUGAAACGUUACAAGAAGUCUACCCUGACAAUGUUAUACAUCAUUGGAAUCUUCAUUAUCUGCUAUAUACCUUUACUUUGCGUCAGAAUUCUUUACAGGACGGAAGGCUAUACCGCAAAUGUAAAGACAGCUAAUCUUUAUACCACCACAAUCGUGUUCCUGAACAGUUCAUUGAACCCAAUGGUUUAUUGCUGGCGUAUUUCUGAUAUCCGUAGUGCAGUCAAAGAAAUCUGUUUGCGC
Messenger RNA from Porites lobata, 19507 nucleotides. Lineage: Eukaryota; Metazoa; Cnidaria; Anthozoa; Scleractinia; Poritidae. The record is from the annotation of a GenBank genome assembly.